AUGUCGAACAGCAUCGUGGGCACUUUGGCCUCGCCAUGGGUGCUCUUGCUUGUUCCCAUUCUUUACUUUGUGCUUCCAUACCUCCGGAAUUGGAGUCUAUUAAAAGUGCCCGGCCCGCUGCCGGCUGCUCUGACGAAUUUAUGGCUUCUGUACCAAGCCCGGAGGGGACGGCGGUACAAGGCCGUUGACGCACUGCACAAGAAGUACGGCAAGGUGGUUCGAAUCCAACCCAACCAUGUUUCGAUAGCAGACGACAGCGCCAUCAACGCCAUCUACGGACACGGCAACGGAUUCCUGAAGAGUGAAUACUACGACGCCUUUGUCUCGAUCCGCCGCGGUCUGUUCAACACGCGCGACCGCGCCGAACACACGCGCAAGCGUAAAGUCGUCUCGCACACCUUCAGCGCCAAAUCGAUCGGGCAGUUCGAGCAAUACAUCCACGGCAACCUGGAGCUCUUUGUGCGGAAAUGGCGGGACCUGGCCACCAACCGCAGCAACCCGUCGACGGGCUACGCCAGCAUCGACUCUCUGCACUGGUUCAACUACCUGGCCUUCGACAUCAUCGGCGACCUGGCCUUCGGGCAGCCGUUCGGCAUGCUGGAGCGCGAGAAGGACUUUGCCGAGAUCCGCAAAUCGCCCGACGCGCCGCCCCAGACGGCGCCGGCCAUCGAGGUGCUCAACCGGAGGGGUGAAGUCUCGGGCACGCUGGGCUGUCUCCCCGCCCUGAAACCCUACGCCAAAUACCUCCCCGACCCGUUCUUCAGCCAGGGCGUCGAAGCCGUGGAGAACCUUGCCGGAAUCGCGAUCGCGCGGGUCAAGCAACGACUCGAGAACCCCAGCACGGACCGGGUCGACCUGCUCGCGCGGCUGAUGGAGGGCAAGGACGCGCAGGGCCAGCGACUGGGCCGCGAAGAACUCACGGCCGAGGCGCUCACGCAGCUGAUCGCGGGCAGCGACACGACCAGCAACACGGCGUGCGCGAUCCUGUACUACGUCGUGCGCACGCCGGGGGUGCUCGCCAAGCUCCAGGCCGAGCUGGACGCGCACAUCCCCACGGGCGUGCCGCAGUACGAGCAGGUCAAGGAUUUGCCGUACGUCGGCUGGGUCAUCAACGAAACCAUGCGCAUCCACUCGACCAGCUCGCUGGGCCUGCCGCGGGUGACGCCCUUGCCGUCGCCGGAGAACCCGCACCCGAAACCCUUUGAGCUGCUCGGAUACACCUUCCCGCCUGGCACCGUGCUGUCCGUGCCCUCGUACACGAUCCACCACAGCAAGGAGAUCUGGGGCGAUGAUGCCGACGAGUUCGUGCCCGAGCGGUGGAGCGAUGCCCGUCUGACGGCCCGCCAGAAGGAGGCUUUCAUCCCUUUCUCGACGGGCCCGCGCGCCUGCGUCGGCCGCAACGUCGCCGAGAUGGAGCUGAAAUGCAUGGUCGGCACCGUGUUUCGGAACUUUGAGUUCCGUGAUGAACACGUCGGCGAGAUGGAGACCAGGGAAGGGUUCCUGCGCAAACCGCUCGGGUUUAAUGUCGGGAUCAAGGUGAGGAGUAAUGCGUAG
This is a messenger RNA of Cladophialophora carrionii CBS 160.54, 1554 nucleotides long. RefSeq lists its product as uncharacterized. NCBI's taxonomy places the organism in Eukaryota, Fungi, Ascomycota, Eurotiomycetes, Chaetothyriales, Herpotrichiellaceae. The coding region runs from base 1 to 1554 and encodes 517 amino acids. The record is from RefSeq and is a predicted model, not a curated record. Gene Ontology annotation, molecular function: oxidoreductase activity, acting on paired donors, with incorporation or reduction of molecular oxygen; heme binding; monooxygenase activity. The transcript has 2 exons.